UAUACUUGAUAAAUUUUAAGUAGUAUGUUACAAUAAUAAUGAUAAUAUCCCAAGUUUAAAAAAAAUUCACUCACCUUUAAAAUAACCUUUCGUCAAAACUUCCGAAACAAAUAAAAACGCACCGUUUUACCAUUUUACUACCCGAAACUAUCUUUAUACAAUAUGUCGAAAAUUCAAGCUGGUUGGACCCCUGGAACGUUGCGUUUUAUGCCUACUAUUCAAAGAAAACCUGUUGCACAAUCAAAACCUAGGCUUACCUCCCGAGUUACAAUUUCCUCUCCUCCGGUUCCUGCUAUUGCAACUACCAAUCCAUCGGUGUCGAACCCUACUACUUCAAGUUCUUCCGCUACUGCCCUCACUACCGCUACUAUCAAUUCUACUACUUCUAAUGUUACAGCGAACCUAUCGGUUUUGAAUCAACAACAAACGAAUACUACUACCUUUUCGACUUCUGUUUCUGCCCAUAAUAAUACGUCACCUACUCAGGCUUUGGCUUCUUCCAUUGAUAACCGGUUAUCUAUUGCUACGAAUUCUACUACUUCUCCUCCUAAACAAAAUACUUUCUCGGAGGAUGUUAAUGAUUUCAAAUCUGUUUUGAACGUUCAAAGAAAUCAGCGUGGUUUUGAUAAAAAAAAACAGUUAAAUAAAGGUGGCAAAAAGCAAGCUCAGUUGUCUUUGGAAGAUGACUAUGACCCUACUCGACCUAAUGAUUAUGAAGAUUAUAAAGAAAUGGAAAAGAGGCGUAGAGAUGAUGAAAUUUAUCGUCGUCAAGAAGAACGCAAAAGACAAAGAUCUAUGAGCCCUGAGCGCGAUAGACGUUCCCCACGUCGUUAUUUUCCACCACCAUUAUUGUAUGAAGAUUCACCACCGAGUGAAGCAGAGAAUACUCCCCCUGUUUCUCAUACUCCUCCCGUUGCUCGUUCUCCACCUGCUAAAAUUGAUUUAGAUAUGACCGGUGAAGAAGCCUUUUUACGAAGAGCUCGAUUGAGCAAUCGUACUAUUGAGGAAACUUCAAAAUCACCUGAGCAAAAAUCCACAUCUGGUGGAUCUGGAGAGGAUUUUGCUCAUAGAAUGAUGGCUAAAUAUGGCUGGCAAGAAGGUCAAGGAUUGGGUAAGAACGAACAAGGUAUUAGUGAGCCACUAUCAGUUCAAAAAACUGAUAUUAGAUCAGGAAUUAUUGUCAAUAACAAUCCACCAACUAAAUCUGAUAGUAAAGAAAAUGAGAUUGCUGCAAAUAAUCUUCCAAAUACCGAACUACCCUCUAAAGUAAUUCUACUAACAAAUAUGGUUGGACCUGGUGAAGUAGAUGACACGCUUCAAGAAGAGACAGCUGAUGAAUGUAAUGAAAAAUACGGGACAGUUGAAAGAUGUCUCAUUUAUGAGGUACCACACAGAAAAUUACCGGAUGAUGAAGCGGUACGAAUAUUUGUAAAAUUUGAAGAUAUUGUAGCAGCGAUUAGAGCAAAAAAAGAUUUAAAUGGUAGAUUUUUUGGUGGUAGACAAGUUUCUGCUCAAUUUUUUGAUGAACAAAGAUUUGAUAGAUUGGAUUUAGCUCCAUCUCAAGCGGAAUUACAAAGAUCCAAACAAAAAGAAAAUUUUAAAUAAUGUGCGUUAAUUUAAAAUGAUUUGCUGUAUGUUAUUAUGUAAAGAAUUAUUGUAUUGUUGAUGUAAGAGAACAAAAAAAAAAGUUAUUGAAAUUAGAAAUUAAAUUUACUUAGCUUAAUUUAUAAUCAUUAUUUAUUUUUGUUAAUAUUUUUUUUU
Molecule: messenger RNA, 1761 nt
Organism: Rhizophagus irregularis DAOM 181602=DAOM 197198
Lineage: Eukaryota; Fungi; Glomeromycota; Glomeromycetes; Glomerales; Glomeraceae
Biological process (GO): mRNA cis splicing, via spliceosome
Cellular component (GO): precatalytic spliceosome
Molecular function (GO): RNA binding
Source: RefSeq, a predicted model, not a curated record